AUGCUGCGGGUUGUGGACAACUCUGGCGCCGAGCUUGUCGAGUGCAUUAAGGUUCUGGGCAAGAAGCCAACCAACCACGCCAAUAUCGGCGACAAGGUCGUUGUCGUUGUUCAGAACGCAAAGUCUCUCAACCAGCAUCUCACAGGCGCAAGCGCCAGCAACAGAGUCAAGAGAGGUGACAUCUGUCGUGCAGUGAUUGUGCGCACAAAGUCGCCAACCCUGAGACCUGACGGAAGUGUGAUCAGAUUCGACGACAACGCAUGUGUCCUGAUCAACCAGAAGGACGAGCCAAUUGGAACAAGAGUCAACGGAGUGGUUGCUAGAGAGCUCAGACGGAAGAACUUCAACAAGCUGGAUCUUCCUGCAUCGCGUCUUACGAGACAAAGAGAGAAUUUGAACCUGAUUGCAAACUACAAGGACUCCGCAUACAAGUUUCCCCAGGUGUCAAAACUACAUUUGAUCUUUAAAAGUCACAACGCCUACGGCCACAUGGGGGCGAAGCAGUUCUGGAAGUGGAAUCUUCGGACGAUCUGUUUCCACAACCCGGAUGUCAACAUUGAGGUCACCCGAGUCAACUGUCCGACAAAAGAGGAGCAACUGAAGUGUCCUAGUGUUUUGAAGGUGGUGUACGCGGACGGUCGCGAGAAGAAGAUCGAUUGCAAGCACAAACACUCUGAUGAUAUUAUGAAAGAGCUGGUGGAACUCACGCAGGCUGUGAAGUGCCCAGAAGACGAGAUCCCGGUGCUCAAACAAUAA
Messenger RNA from Ogataea angusta, 756 nucleotides. RefSeq lists its product as uncharacterized. The coding region runs from base 1 to 756 and encodes 251 amino acids. Gene Ontology annotation, biological process: translation. The transcript is spliced from 2 exons. Gene Ontology annotation, cellular component: mitochondrial large ribosomal subunit; ribosome. The record is from RefSeq and is a predicted model, not a curated record. Gene Ontology annotation, molecular function: large ribosomal subunit rRNA binding; structural constituent of ribosome. Lineage: Eukaryota; Fungi; Ascomycota; Pichiomycetes; Pichiales; Pichiaceae.